AUGACGGUCCAGACAGGUAGGAUUGGUUUUAGUCUUCACGCAGGAGCAUAUUCAAAUGUUAGCUAUUUUGAGAACGAGCGACAAGCUCUUCUCGAGUUUAAGAAAGGUCUAAUUGACAAAUCAAAUCGUUUGGCAUCCUGGACUGGAGAAGAUUGUUGCUCAUGGGAAGGAAUUGGAUGCAGCAGGAACACUGGACAUGUGGUGAAACUUGAUCUGCGUAAUAAUGCUGUUUUUGAUCUUGAACGAUUGAUCUUUGGUGACAAGCAGAAUUAUGUCUCUAUCUAUGGUGAAACUUGUUUGGGAGGCCAGAUAAGUCCUUCGUUAGUGAAUUUGCAGCAUUUGCAUUACUUGGAUUUAAGCUCAAAUUAUUUUGCAGGAAUUCGGAUUCCAACAUUUAUAGGAUCCUUGAAAAUUUUGAGAUAUCUCAACCUCUCUGCUGCAGGUUUCGAUGGGACAAUUCCUCCUCAAAUAGGAAAUCUCUCAGCCUUAGAAUAUCUGGAUCUUGGUAAUAAAUUUGAAGGUUUUAGUGAUUGGAUAAGUGGUUAUCAGUUGUCGACAAAGAGUCUCUGGUGGGCCACUAGUCUUUCUUCCUUGAAACAUUUGGACCUUUCUGAGCCUUCAGCAUUGGACUUCACUGAGCUACCUCGAUCUCCGCCUCAAUCAAUUCAAUACUUCACUGCUCGAUCCGCUUUUCACUUUGAACAAUCUUGUCUAUAUGGACAUCAGUGA
Coffea eugenioides is the source of this 729-nucleotide messenger RNA. RefSeq names its product receptor-like protein EIX2. Lineage: Eukaryota; Viridiplantae; Streptophyta; Magnoliopsida; Gentianales; Rubiaceae. The record is from RefSeq and is a predicted model, not a curated record. Gene Ontology annotation, molecular function: protein binding. The coding region runs from base 1 to 729 and encodes 242 amino acids. The transcript is spliced from 3 exons.